GCAGACGUCGGUCCUCACAGUCGUCUGAGCUGUAGCUGUCAAGGCACGAUGGAGAGGAUGCAGAUGUCUCCCGUCUCGGCGAGACACAGUCACCAUGUAGCGAUACACACCGGAUGCAUCGGCCUGGCUGUCAUUACUCAGGUGAUUGCACACAUCUUCUUGAACCUGGCAAAGGACAGCUGGGUGCCCAACGCUCUGUUUCAGACGUCAUGCAGAAACGUCUCGGAGACCUUCCCCCUGGAGGUGACCAUGGACUGGUGGUCCGAGCAGUACUGGGUUUUGGUUGACGUUUGGUCUACUCUUUGGCUCAUCUAUGCAGUGGUCGGCCUGUUCAACAGAAAUGUCCUCGGCCCCGAGUCCUGCAACCCAGAAAUCCAUCCUCCAUCGUUUUAUCUGAUGUGGACCGUGAUUAAUAUUUCAAGAAUGUUCAGCAUGACUCUUUGGGAGAGGCACUUUAUAGUCGGAGCCGUGGCGGUCAGGUGGAUUCUACCGGGGCUCAGUUUCUACAUGCUCUACAUGUCCUACUCUAACAUCGACAAACACAAAGCCUGGCUGUCCGUCAACAACCCGGCAGUGACAUCAUGGACACGUUACCUGACCCAGAACGGCCUAGCAGUGUUUGCCUGGUGGUCUCUGUUGAACGCUGUGGUGGGCCUCGGCAUAUUAUUCAAGUACAAAGCGGGUGUGUCGGACCCGCUCAUCAGCACUGUCGUCCUCACCAUAGUGACCUUGUGCGCUUUAACCUGGUUCAUCCUACGGAGCUUCUUGUUAACCAAGUACCUGCGCUACACCUUCAGCGUCUACGCCAUUCUCAUCCUGGGUCUGGGUGCGAUGUUUACCAGGAGCUAUCGCGUCCACGACCUCGCUGCAAACACGAUCUAUUGUGGGCUCCUGAUGCUCCUGAUGACCAUCCUGAGCUUGAUUCAUUUGAUCUCUGAGUGUUUGCACACGGACAAGUCAACCAAACCGAUUGCCGCCGAACCCCAUGUGACGUUUGUGGAGACGGUAUGGCAACCUGAAGGCAACAUGAAACAUCAACUCCACCAGUGACAACUUAAAGACUCUGUGUGUAAAUAUGAAAAAAAAAAAAAAAAAAAAAAAAAAAAGUCUUCUGCAACAGUGAUUUAUGCAUGUAAUGUGUGUUUAUCGCCACAAGGGAGCAGCAUUUACACACUUCACACAGUAGGGACACAGUAAGCACCCAGACUCACAGCAGAUGGCUCAAGCUUUUAGAGGCAGUAUUUAAACAAUAUCAUGACUUUAAAAAAACAUCAAAAACAAAUAUGAAUGAUGCAGGAAAUGAGUCCAGUGACCACGCCACCGGGCACACAGUGACAGGUCAUGACAACAAGACUGCUCGCCAUCAGGAUGAGUCUGCUAUCCCAACACGUCCAUCAUGUGUAUUAUGACUUUCUCUCUCUCGUUCACACACACUCACACAAACACACUCCCUGCCUAAGUGAGCAGUCUGAGUGUCAAAUGAGAAGCAGGAAAAAGAAAAACAGAAUAAAUAAAAUAAUGUGAGAUACAAGGGAACAUGAGCAAACAUGAAGAUAAAUGAUCCAGGGCCUGCACUCGCUUAAUGCAGAAUUUGCAUAAGGAAAUGUUGUGUGUAUUUUGUAGUAGGCAAAUGAACUAGAUUAAAUUAAGAUAUAUCGGCAGUAGCUCAUUCUGUAGGGUAUUGGGUUGGGAACUGGAGAGUCUCCGGUUCAAGUUCUGCUGCAGACCAAGUCUGGGAAUUGCUCAGGAGUGCUAGCUGCCCCUGCCCCCCCCCCCCUGACAUCUCUCCAUCAGUGCAUGUCUGCAGGAGCCGGUGUGUGCAUGUGUGUUUAAAAUUGAAUUUCCCAUCACAGGAUUAAUAAAGUAGAUCUGCAAUCUUAAUCGAACCUGU
Molecule: messenger RNA, 1891 nt
Organism: Labrus bergylta (ballan wrasse)
Lineage: Eukaryota; Metazoa; Chordata; Actinopteri; Labriformes; Labridae
Source: RefSeq, a predicted model, not a curated record